AACAUUCAGACAACGUACAUCAAAGCAUCAACAUGAAAUUGUUCGUGAUCUCAGCAUUCAUCGCGGUAUGUACCGCUUUGCCUCAAGGACAGUACUCGCAUUCACCGAGCUACUACCAGCAGACCAGACCACGUGCAGCGUUGGACAGCAACGCCGUAAUCCUACGUUCUUCCUCAGACGUCAACGAACAAGGCUUCCAUUACGCUUACGAAACUGACAAUGGAAUCGCAGCUGAAGAAACGGGCCACGAAGCAGAUGGUAUUCAAGCUCAAGGCGGCUAUUCUUAUACCGGUGAUGACGGUCAGGUGUACAGUGUGAGGUAUACCGCAGACUCCAACGGAUUCCAAGCUCAAGGGGCUCAUAUACCUACACCUCCACCUGUGCCUGAAGCUAUCGCGAGAGCGCUGCAAGAGAACGCGAGAGAUGAAGCUGCCGGCAUUUACGAUGAUGGAAGCUACCACGAAGGGAAGUACGCCGGAUCAGGCGUGGUUGUAGCACGCGCAUAUCAUCAAGCCAAACCGUACCAACAAAGUGCAUUCCGUCCAAGAUACUACUAAAUUAACCAAUAAUAACG
Messenger RNA from Diatraea saccharalis (sugarcane borer), 574 nucleotides. The record is from the annotation of a GenBank genome assembly. NCBI's taxonomy places the organism in Eukaryota, Metazoa, Arthropoda, Insecta, Lepidoptera, Crambidae.